GGGUACCAAACUCUUGAUGUGGAAGCAGUGGAAAGUGAAGCAUAUGUCAGCGAAGGGCAAAUUUUCGGUAUCUGAGUGGAAAGCAAUGACUGAUGCUACGCCAUUUCAAUGUUAAGUUCAAAUAUUCAAACUUCUUGUUUAUAUAUGUGCGUGUGAGGAGGAAUUGAUAGUUAGAAUUUGGUCGGUGUUCCCAGCAAAAUUAAUUAGAUAAAAUAACUGGAAAAUAUAUCACACUCACACAGCUUGCCUUAAAAAAACACACACAGAGCCAUGGAAUUGGAAGCUCAAAGAAGCAACGCCAAAAAGAAGAAAGCGCUUUUGAUUCUCAACUGCAUCUGCCUAUGCAUCGGAAACUGUGGGGGCCCACUAAUCAUGCGCCUCUACUUCAUCCACGGCGGCAAACGGGUUUGGCUUUCCAGCUGGCUCGAAACCGGUGGUUGGCCAGUCAUGCUUAUCCCCAUCACCGUCAAUUACUUUCGCCGCCGGAAAACCGCCUCCGCCGCUGGAGGCACCGCCAAAUUCUUCCAGAUAAAACCUCCCCUGAUCUUGGCCUCCGCUUUCAUCGGCCUACUCACCGGCGUGGACGACUACAUCUACGCCUACGGCGUCGCUCGGCUUCCGAUUUCGACCACGUCGUUGAUCAUAGUCUCUCAUCUGGCUUUCACGGCUGGUUUCGCUUACCUUCUGGUGGGCCAGAAAUUCACCUCGUAUUCGGUAAACGCCAUCGUUUUGCUGACGGUUGGAGGGGCAGUUCUGGCUUUGCAUACGAGUGGGGAUCGUCCGGAGGGGGAGUCCAAUAAGGAUUAUGUCUUGGGGUUUUUGUUUACUGUCGCAGCUGCGGCUCUGUACGGACUCGUAUUGCCGUUGAUGGAGUUGACGUACAACAAGUCAAAGCAGAGUAUCACUUAUUCUUUGGUUUUGGAGAUUCAGAUGGUUAUGUCUCUUUUUGCUACCGUUUUCUGCACCAUCGGGAUGUUGAUUAAUAAAGAUUUUCAGGCUAUUCCAAGAGAAGCGAGAAAGUUUGAGCUUGGGGAAACUAUGUAUUAUGUGGUGAUUGUAUUGAGUGGAAUCAUAUGGCAAGGAUUCUUCGUGGGAGCAAUAGGAAUCAUAUUCUGUGCCUCAUCUUUGCUAUCAGCCAUUGUAAUUGCUGUUCUACUACCAGUCACAGAGCUACUAGCUGUUAUAUUCUACCAUGAAAGUUUCAAAGCUGAGAAGGGUGUUUCUCUUGUGCUUUCUCUUUGGGGAUUUGCCUCCUAUUUCUAUGGUGAAAUUAAACGUGGCAAGAAAAAGAAUAAGCAAAACCCAGAAACAGAAAUUCCUACUCCAAUUGCUGAUCCAUGAUGGGCAAAUAUUGUGUUUGAUUUUCUUCUUUUUCUGUAUAGAAAUUUGAGUGAUUUAACAUGUAUUGUCGACAAGGGUGGCUUUUACUAUUAAACUGUUUUUAUAAGAAUAUGGUUUAGCAUGUUUGUACCAUUAGUGUAAGAUCUAUAAUAUAGGAAUAUUUAUCUUGCCAUUUUAAAAGAGUAAAAGAAAAAAGAAAAAAAGAAAAAAAGCCACGAAUUUGGCUUUACAUAUAGUUUGCAUUCAUGAUUUGAAAUGGGAAUUAUAUCAAAUAAAAUUUCAAUGAUUGCUCCUCAUUGUAUCAA
Messenger RNA from Ziziphus jujuba (common jujube), 1646 nucleotides. Its product is annotated as purine permease 3. Gene Ontology annotation, cellular component: membrane. The transcript has 2 exons. Gene Ontology annotation, molecular function: purine nucleoside transmembrane transporter activity. NCBI's taxonomy places the organism in Eukaryota, Viridiplantae, Streptophyta, Magnoliopsida, Rosales, Rhamnaceae. The record is from RefSeq and is a predicted model, not a curated record. The coding region runs from base 271 to 1341 and encodes 356 amino acids.